GCAGGGCCGGCCCCCGGGGAGGAGCUGCGGCUGACCUUCCCGGUGCGGGACGGCGUGGUGCUGGAGCCCUUCCGCCUGCAGCACAACCUGGCAGUCAGCAACCACGUCUUCCAGCUGCGCGACUCCGUCUACAAGACCCUCAUGAUGAGGCCUGACCUGGAGCUGCAGUUUAAGUGCUACCACCACGAGGACCGGCAGAUGAACACCAACUGGCCGGCCUCUGUGCAGGUGAGCGUCAACGCCACGCCGCUCACCAUCGAGCGUGGCGACAACAAGACCUCCCACAAGCCACUCUACCUGAAGCACGUCUGCCAGCCUGGCAGGAACACCAUCCAGAUCACUGUCACAGCCUGCUGCUGCUCCCACCUCUUCGUCCUGCAGCUGGUGCACCGGCCCUCGGUGCGCUCGCGCAACUUCAGCAGUGGGACCAUCCCGGGGACCCCAGGGCCCAACGGUGAGGACGGUGUGGAGCAGACAGCCAUCAAGGUGUCCCUCAAGUGUCCCAUCACCUUCCGGAAGGGCCAUGACUGCCGGCACAUACAGUGCUUUGACCUGGAGUCCUAUCUGCAGCUCAACUGUGAGAGGGGGACGUGGCGGUGUCCUGUCUGCAAUAAGACAGCCCUGCUGGAGGGGCUGGAGGUGGACCAGUACAUGCUAGGCAUUCUGAUCUACAUCCAGAACUCAGAGCAUGAGGAGAUCACCAUUGACCCGACCUGCAGCUGGAAACCCGUCCCGGUCAAACCCGACGUCCAUGUCAAGGAGGAGCCGGAGGGGCCGGCACUGAAGCGGUGCCGGACCCUUAGCCCCACGCACAUGGUGCUGCCUAACAUCAUGGAGAUGAUUGCAGCCCUGGGGCCUGGCCCUGUGCCCUUCUCNNNNCUGCCCCCCCCAAUCACCUUCUCUCCUCCCGCAGGUUCCAGCUUUCCAGGACAUGGUGGUUUCCCAGAGCCAUUCCCCACCCCUGGCACACCAACGCUGAGCGAUUUUGCACCGGGGCCACCCCCCAUCUCCUACCAGUCUGACAUCUCUGGGGGCCUCCUGGCCGCUGAGAAGCCGCCCGCACCCCCUCUCCCCACACAG
Molecule: messenger RNA, 1080 nt
Organism: Phaethon lepturus (White-tailed tropicbird)
Lineage: Eukaryota; Metazoa; Chordata; Aves; Phaethontiformes; Phaethontidae
Product: zinc finger MIZ domain-containing protein 2-like
Biological process (GO): protein sumoylation; regulation of transcription by RNA polymerase II
Molecular function (GO): zinc ion binding; SUMO ligase activity
Source: RefSeq, a predicted model, not a curated record